Molecule: messenger RNA, 888 nt
Organism: Prorocentrum cordatum
Lineage: Eukaryota; Dinophyceae; Prorocentrales; Prorocentraceae
Source: the annotation of a GenBank genome assembly
GGUGGCCUCGGGCUGCUUGGCCCCCGUCGGCUGGUGCUGCGGGGACGGCAGCAAGCUCGGGAGCUGCAUGCGAACAACCGCGGCGCCGACGUGGGGCGAGGUAGUUCGAGAAAGUGUGGCGGACUGGAUGUUCUAUCUCGACGAGUGACUUCCAGUCGAGGUGGCGGCAUCGGAGCUGCUUUUGCGAGCAGGAGGUGUCUGGACGCGCUGCCGCUGGGCCGCAGUCCCCUGGAGCGCGCAGUAGGUUCGCUUCUCUCUAGCAUAUCCCCGGGGAGCGGGGAACGCCUCCAGGCAGCAGGCUCGGUGCCGCCUGUGGCGGACUGCCUGGAUUGUACAAAGGAGCCGCUCAGUUCCAGCUUCCCACUCAGUGGCAUCGCACCGAACCGCCUUCUAGGUCCCAUUUCGAUCGUCGCGUCCCGUGCCCAUUCGCCGCCGUUCCCCGUGUGACCGCGAUCGGGUUGCUUGGCCUCGUCCUUUUGCAUGACGAUCCGCCUCAGCCAGGCCCGUCGUGAUUACUCGACUCCCCAUGUCCUUGCUCACAUUUUGGUCUCGACUGGAUGUGCAGUCUAUCCGUCGAUAUGUUGCUGGAGAUUUGCAGAACCACGCACAGAGCAGGUGGAGCCUCCAAAUUUUAAGACAGUCGUCGGCACCUACUGGCUGGGCCUUUUUUUGUGCAUACUGUAGAUUAGUUCGUUCAAGCGCAGCUGAUUUUAGUAAGUCGCGCCUCCGCUCCCCGAUGUGCUGGCUCUUUCUUGUCAGACAUGUCAACGUGUUCGCGACGCGGCGUCACGACCACGAUUGGUCGGGCGCCAUUGACGCCCGACCAAUCGUGAAUGGCAGGCAGCUCGCGUACCAAAUCCCUACGGCUCAUCCGCCCUCCUCAUCUUC